AUGCUUGCUGAUCGUCUACAUAAACAGUUAAUAGCAAGUAGCCAAAGACAGCCAACUGUGAAAGAUAGCUAUGGCGUCCAUUUUGAGUAUCACGAUCUAUGUGCUCGACUUCUUGCAUUACAAAAUACUUUAGAAUCGCCAAAUCAAACACAUUAACAUUAGAUUUAUAUCGUUUAGCGCCCACUACAGAGCAGCUGUUUCCAGAGCUGCCACCAUAUUUAUACACGUUUUGGGCCCAUGGACCUCUGGAUCAAUCCACUUCGUUGCGCCAGGGUACGAGCAAAUACAGCAUUCCAGCUUCGAAGGGCUGCGUUGCCUCGCUCCUUUAACUCAGCUCCAGCGCGUAUUCCUCCUAAGGGUGAACCUCCUCGAGUGUUCUGAGAGGUAAAACUUCGAGCUUCUUGUAGUACUUGGAGCAGUGCCUCGGGUUUAUCCUCCAGAGUUAAACUGCUGCUAUACAGAAGUUUUCAGAAGAAAACCCAACCCCAUAAAUAAAAUUCCAUGAGGGAGAGAAAAUUAGCGGAGCUAAUUUCUCUCAUUUUAUUUAUGGAAUCGCCAAAUCAAAAAGAAAACCAAAAAAGCAAAACAAAUAAAAUCCCAAAUUUGAUUGGGUUAGAGUUCAUUACAGCUGUACCGACUGAAAUUAAGAGUGAUAGGGUUAGAUAUAUUCAUGAUGGAAACCUAUUCAAUGCUAACUUCCUUAAGCCUAAGAAACAAAAACUAAUUCUGAGAAACUCAAGUGGAUCAAUUAGAAAUUUAUCACAAAUUCAUAUAAGCGGUUCUUCAACAGAGCGAAGGACUAUUUUUGACAGAGUAAAAUCGGUAUACGGAAAGCAAAAAAGCGUGGGUGUACAUAAAAAACCAGAAAAUCUAAAAAUUGCACCUCUAAAUUUGAACCGGGUGCCAUCAUUACCCAGCAAUGCAUCUUCAGGCCGAAAAACAUCAUUGAUGAAGAAAACAAAAAGCAAAGCUUUAUUUAUUAGAAAAAUUUAA
Blepharisma stoltei is the source of this 993-nucleotide messenger RNA. The record is from the annotation of a GenBank genome assembly. NCBI's taxonomy places the organism in Eukaryota, Ciliophora, Heterotrichea, Heterotrichida, Blepharismidae.